AUGGACAGGUUAGAUCCCGCGCUUUACACCAUCGCAUGGAUUGCGCCGUUGGAUAUCGAUGCGCAGGCCGCUCUCUACAUGCUCGACAACAGGCACAACGGCCGGUUUCCCGUCAGCCGAGGCGAUGAUUACGUUUUUCAAGCUGGGGACAUCAACGGUCACAACAUCAUUAUUACGACCUUGCCUGAAGGCCAAAAGUAUGGUCCUGGGUCAGCUGCAGCCCUUGCUAGCCAGGUUAAGAGGUUCUUUCCCAAUCUCUGGUUCGGCUUACUCGUCGGUGUCGCAGCUGGUCUUCCGAAUUUGACAGGGAGCCCCCCCUUGACAUCCGCCUUGGAGAUGUUCUUGUCGGCCUACCGGAGGGCGAAGGCGCGGGGCUCAACGGGCAAACAACCUCUUCUCAACCGCUAUCGACUGUUUUCGCGUAAUGCAACUUGA
Messenger RNA from Fusarium falciforme, 435 nucleotides. RefSeq lists its product as hypothetical. The record is from RefSeq and is a predicted model, not a curated record. The transcript has a single exon. Gene Ontology annotation, molecular function: catalytic activity. Gene Ontology annotation, biological process: nucleoside metabolic process. Bases 1 to 435 code for a protein of 144 amino acids. NCBI's taxonomy places the organism in Eukaryota, Fungi, Ascomycota, Sordariomycetes, Hypocreales, Nectriaceae.